This is a messenger RNA of Tricharina praecox, 1260 nucleotides long. RefSeq lists its product as uncharacterized. The transcript is spliced from 2 exons. Gene Ontology annotation, molecular function: protein binding. The coding region runs from base 386 to 1108 and encodes 240 amino acids. The record is from RefSeq and is a predicted model, not a curated record. NCBI's taxonomy places the organism in Eukaryota, Fungi, Ascomycota, Pezizomycetes, Pezizales, Pyronemataceae.
AAACUUUUCUUUGCGUUCUACCCAUCCUUUACGACUGCCAGCGAAUACGGAGCUUGGAAUUUAACCGUGAAACGUCUUCGGCCACGAAUAUGAACAACAACCACCACGGAGCUUUGUUGUUGUCAUCAUCGUCACCCGGAUCCCUGGUAUCUUAUCAUCCUGCAGUUCCGUGUGUUACUUGAGCUUGCCUUCAACCCACCGCCCAGCCACCUUCGCACUCACCGUCGUCAUCACCGUUACCUACCACACGUGUGGGGCCGCGCAACGCACAAGUUCCUUUCACCCUGUUUCAAGCUGGCCUUGCUACCACUUCCACUUCCACUUCACUAGCUACCUACUCCUCCAGCUGCCACUCGACAACAUCUCCGGAGAAGAGCAACAGCAAAUGUCGGCGCAACAACCCCUACUACCGGCGCCGGCGUCUACCCACUCACAUGCGCAGGCGCCCCUCCUCUCGAUGCCCUCCGAGAUAGUACUCAACAUCCUGCACCACCUCGACAUUCCCGAUCUCUACGCCCUGACCAAGACAAGCGCGCAGCUCCGGCAAACCGCCACCGACCCACUGCUGCACCGGCAGCGUCUGCAAUCCGCCAAACAGCGUCUAGCGCACACGCUCCCGAGCCGGCCGGCGGCGCCCCCUCCACCUCCGCUCUUCCUCACGCAGCAGCAGGCGACGCAGCGGCUGCUUUCGCGGAAACUCACCAAGAUCUCGCUGAAGCGGAAGCUGGCGGUGCGGCCGGAUGUCCACUCGCUGGUUGAGCGCGGGGUUAUGCCGGCAAAGAUAGGCAGUGGGGUGGCGCCGGCCCUGGUCGGGAAGGCCCAUGAGCUGGAAAAGGAGAGGGUUAAAGAUGUCCUGAGGGGCUGUGUGGGACAGCGGAGGGGGAGUCUGGAAGAUGUGGCUGAGAGGGAGGGGUGGGAUGGGGUUAGACCUACGGAUGUGGAGGAGAGGCCGAAGGUUAGAGAGUUGGCGAGACGGUGGGAGGGUGUGAGGAAGAGUGAUAUGAGGUGGGGGAGUGGUAGGUGCGUUAAGUGGGAUCCGCCCAGGGCCAGGGUGCUGGGCCUCAGGAGGUUCUAUGAAAUGCUGUCGAAGGGGGUGCGGAGUGCUUGAGCAUAUGAGUGACGAUGAAGACUGAUGUGGUUCUUGAUUUACCGGGCACUUUUUGCUCGGUGAUGUGCUUGCGGUAAGGUCGGUAUUUGUGCCUUCAAAGUGCGGUGUCAUUCUUUCACGGGGAAAAUCAUUCUUGGGAGGAUGGUGGUUGU